Molecule: messenger RNA, 457 nt
Organism: Cornus florida
Lineage: Eukaryota; Viridiplantae; Streptophyta; Magnoliopsida; Cornales; Cornaceae
Product: heavy metal-associated isoprenylated plant protein 28-like
Exons: 3
Coding region: 1-441 (146 amino acids)
Molecular function (GO): metal ion binding
Source: RefSeq, a predicted model, not a curated record
AUGAGUGCAGUGAUUGAGAUGCAAGUACAUAUGGAUUGCGCUGGAUGUGAGAGCAAGAUUAAGAAAGCUCUUCAAAAACUUAAAGGAGUGGACGAUGUAGACAUUGACAUGGACAUGCAGAAGGUGACAGUGACGGGAUGGGCUGAGCAGAAGAAAGUUCUGAAGACAGUGAGAAAAACAGGGAGAAGAGCUGAGUUGUGGCCAUUUCCUUACAACCAAGAAUAUCAACAUAAUAAUAAUAAUAAUAAUAAUAAUAAUAAUAAUCACCAACAGUAUUACCACACUUUCCAGUCCCAGCCAUCCUCUUCUUACAACUACUAUAAGCACGGCUACUCCCAUGACCGCGGUUAUUAUCACCAUCCCCAACAUUCCACCAUUUUUGGGGACCAAACCGGAGUUGCGUUCAGUGAUGACAACCCUCAUGCUUGUUCAAUUAUGUGAUUAUAAGUCUUUAAGU